Leguminivora glycinivorella is the source of this 1701-nucleotide messenger RNA. Its product is annotated as cytochrome P450 6B4-like. Lineage: Eukaryota; Metazoa; Arthropoda; Insecta; Lepidoptera; Tortricidae. Gene Ontology annotation, molecular function: heme binding; oxidoreductase activity, acting on paired donors, with incorporation or reduction of molecular oxygen; monooxygenase activity. The record is from RefSeq and is a predicted model, not a curated record. The transcript has 2 exons. The coding region runs from base 13 to 1485 and encodes 490 amino acids.
UAUACAGGCACAAUGCCUGUCAUACUUGCAGCGACAGUAAUUAUUUUAGUAACUCUGAUAUACAUUCAUUUCACAAAACACAACGAUGAUUGGAUAGAGAAAAAUGUCCCGGGCCCAGAACCAACUUUCUUUUUUGGAAACGUAGAAGAUGCAGUGCUUAGAAGAAAACAUAUAGGCGUUAUAUUCAAGAAUAUAUAUGAAGCGUAUCCAGAUGAAAAGGUACUGGGGAUAUUUGUUUUGAGAAACCAGGAAUUGUUAGUAAGAGACCUUGAUGUUGUAAAGAAUGUAUUGAUAAAGGACUCGGAUGUUUUCAUCGAACGUGGUGUUGUAAUUGAAAAAAAUCUAGAAAGUGCUUUAUUACACAAUGACGAUACUUGGAAAGUGUUGUUUAGAGCAGAAAUGUGUCAAAAAAGUAUGCAUCUCUUAACUGAAAAAGCAAACAGAUUAGUGGACUAUGUAGAUGAAAUCACGCAGUCAAAUCAAGAACAAAAUGUUUAUAGUUUGGUUCAAAAAUGCACUCAAGCAAGUGUUGCCAGUGCUUUUGGUGUAAACCUUAAUACUUUUGACAAAGAAUGUGAUUUAGUUGCCAAACAACAUGAAUCAACCUUAAAUUUUGGUCGGGAGCUGGAGUUGAUGUAUCCAGGCAUUUUAAAUAGACUUCAAACCUUUUUUCUACCAACAAAGAACGGCUUAUUUUUGUUUGAAUUUGUCAAAAAAAGUAUUUUACAAACUGAAGUAAGAAAUAACAAAGACUUUAUGGGUUUAAUUACAACACAAAACAAAGAGGAGCUUAUAUCAGAGUUAAAUAAUAAAGGUACAGAUAUAACCGACGAAAUGAAAGCAACUCAGGGAUGUAACUUUUAUGCACUGGGCAAUGAAACAACUGCCUCUACUUUAAGUUUUCUACUGUACCAGCUUGCUCUGAAUCCAGACAUCCAAGAUAAAGUGGUAGCAGAAACAAAAGAAAUGCUAGAAAACCAUAAUGGAGAAAUCACUCUACAAGGGAUUUUAGAUCUGUCUUACAUGGGAAAAGUUUAUGAUGAGACUUUAAGAAUGUAUCCAGUAGUUCCUGAUUUAAAGAGAAAAUCUACCAAGGCUUAUAAGAUACCGGAUUAUAAAUUAUCAAUAGAAAAGGGUCAGUGCAUAAGGAUUUCGGUGCUUGGUAUCCAUCAUGAUGAGAAAAUCUAUCCGAAUCCUGAAGUUUUUGACCCUGAAAGAUUCUCCCCUGAAAAUGUUGCCAAAAGACAUGAGUGCUCAUAUUUACCCUUUGGACUUGGCCCUGGUCAUUGCAUCGCUAAAAGCUUCGCAGAGGUUAUUACGAAAGUGUGCCUACUGAAGCUUCUCACCCAGUUUCGAGUGGAACCUUCGAAGAAUACGCCUCCGCAAGUCGAGUACGACCCUACAAAAACUGUGCUGUGUCCAAAAAAUAGCAUUCUGAUUAAUUUCGUGAAGAGAGAACGUUCAGAUUCACUUAAUGACUUAUAAAAUGUAUGUUUCCACUAUAAUAAUAGUGUAUUUUUGGAGUUGGUAAGUACCAUCACGCAUUGCGAGUAUUAAUAGCGUCUGCCAAACUGGCAUGUGGAAGGAGGAAGUGGAAGAGGAAAGCCGAUGCAAAGGUGAAUGAUGGACUGCCUGAGAGAUGAUAUAAAGCUAAUGCAAGUGAAUAGAAUAGAAUAAAAAUCAUUUGUUCGUUACAAGUGA